CCCUAUCCUAUUCAGUAUUCACCCCACAAAAUACCACCGAAAAAAGCAAAUCCAUUUCCCACUUUCUUCAACCCUUCAUAAUUACCAACGACUACAUUACACUCAACUCUCUCUCUCUGGUUGGAGAGAGCAACCAAAAGUUAGCUCAUUCUAAAGCAAAACCCAGCCCACCGAUUUAUUUUUUCAAUUUUCCAGCAAAUCCACACUGAAUUGAUUCGAUUCGUUUCGGACGUUAAUUUGGUCCACAAAUGUCGUCGCCGGCGCCGGGGUCCGCCCCUCCUCCCACCAACACCACCGCUCCACCGCCCGCCGCCACCUCACCUCCUCCAACCACCACUCCCUCUCCGCCGCCGAAUCCGCCAGCAACCGCGCCGCCCCCGGCUCCGACAGCUCUCCCUCCGUCUACGCCUUCCACCCCACCACCCUCCACCACCCCAUCGCCUCCCGCCCCAACAGUCCCGUCUGGAUCCCCUCCGUCGCCGCCAUCUCCAUCCGGCGGCGGCUCCUCUCCCUCACCACCCAAUAGAGGAACCCCACCGGCGCCGCCGACCAGGGGCGUCCCCCCCCCUGGCUCGUCCGGGUCGAAUCCGUCUCCGCCGCCUUCUAAUGAUGACCCCGCGAUUUCGAUGGGGAUGGUGGUUGGGAUUGCUGUCGGAGGCGUCGCAUUGCUAGUGAUACUCAGCUUGAUGUUUAUAUGCUGCAAGAAGAAGAGGAGAAGACAGCAGCCUGAGUAUUAUGUGCCUCCGCCGCCUCCUGGCUAUAAAGCUGAUCCCUAUGGUGGCCAGGUACAGAAUUGGCAACAGAAUGCUCCACCACCACCUCCUCAUCAUGUUGUUACAAUGCCUCCUAAGCCUACUCCCCCGCCCGGUGGUGCUUCGAGGCCUCCACAUUCGCCAGCGCGUGCUCCUUCCCCUCAGCCUCCUCCUCCUCUGCCUUACAUGAGCAGCAGUGGAGGUUCCGGUUCCAAUUAUUCGGGCCCUGAGACUCCGCUCCCGCCGCCUUCACCUGGAAUGGCAUUAGGCUUUUCUAAGAGCACAUUCACAUAUGAAGAGCUGGCAAUGGCAACAGAUGGAUUCUCAGACGCCAACCUGCUUGGACAAGGCGGUUUCGGUUAUGUGCAUAGGGGAGUCCUUCCGAACGGUAAGGAAGUUGCGGUUAAGCAGCUGAAAGCUGGGAGUGGGCAAGGGGAGCGUGAGUUCCAGGCCGAGGUUGAGAUCAUUAGCAGAGUGCAUCACAAGCAUCUUGUCUCGCUGGUUGGAUAUUGCAUCGCUGGAAUUCAGAGAAUGCUUGUCUACGAGUUUGUUCCAAACAAUACCUUGGAAUUCCACCUUCAUGGCAAGGGAAGACCGGUGAUGGAUUGGGCAACGAGGUUGAAGAUUGCUCUAGGUUCAGCAAAAGGACUUGCAUAUCUGCACGAGGAUUGUCAUCCAAAGAUUAUCCAUAGGGAUAUCAAGGCUUCUAAUAUUCUUCUGGAUUUCAACUUUGAAGCAAAGGUUGCAGAUUUUGGUCUUGCAAAGUUUACUUCUGAUGCCAAUACUCAUGUCUCAACAAGAGUGAUGGGUACCUUCGGGUAUCUGGCUCCAGAGUAUGCUGCCUCGGGAAAGCUUAGUGACAAGUCCGAUGUAUUCUCCUAUGGUGUUAUGCUUCUGGAGUUGAUCACUGGACGCCGGCCUGUUGACUCAAAUCAAACGUACAUGGAUGAUAGUUUAGUUGACUGGGCUAGGCCUUUAUUGACUCGUGCCCUUGAUGAUGGGAACUUCGAGUCUCUUAUUGAUAGAAGACUGGGAGCUGAUUAUAAUCAGAAUGAGAUGGCUCGCUUGGUGGCAUGUGCUGCUGCCUGUGUCCGUCAUUCUGCAAGGCGUCGCCCAAGAAUGAGCCAGGUGGUGAGGGCCUUAGAAGGAGACGUAUCGCUAUCCGACCUGAACGAAGGAAUCAGACCUGGACACAGCAGUAUGUACAGCUCCCAUGGAAGCUCAGACUAUGAUACCGCACAAUACAACGAGGACAUGAAGAAGUUCAGGAAAAUGGCACUGGGCAGCCAAGAAUAUGGAAGCAGUGGCCUAUACAGCAACCCGACAAGUGAAUACGGGUUGAACCCGUCGGGCUCAAGCAGCGAAGGCCAACACACAAGAGAAAUGGAGAUGGGAAGGAAGAAAGACGGUCAAGGUUUCAGCAGUGGGGCUUGACACUCCCACUCCUGCUCCUGACCAUCUAAUUCCCUUUAACAUCAACAGUGUAUUUUCAUGCAAAUAUUUCAAGGAUUGCAUGUUUUUCAUUUCCAUUUUCCAAAUUAUUGAUUUUUUGAAAUUCUUUUUAUUUUUCUGGGUAUUAAAUUGUAUUUAUAAAUAGUUCAUACGCACAACUCACAUUGGAUUUUUAUAUUGUUUUAUGUUUGAAUUUUUCUAUCAAGGUUUUGAGUGUACAGAGUGGAAGAUGUUGCUUGUGUAUAUGUGAAUGGAUAUAUAUGGUUGACAGUUGGGUUGGAAAA
Messenger RNA from Salvia hispanica, 2488 nucleotides. RefSeq names its product proline-rich receptor-like protein kinase PERK15. Gene Ontology annotation, biological process: protein phosphorylation. Gene Ontology annotation, molecular function: protein kinase activity; ATP binding. The record is from RefSeq and is a predicted model, not a curated record. NCBI's taxonomy places the organism in Eukaryota, Viridiplantae, Streptophyta, Magnoliopsida, Lamiales, Lamiaceae.